This is a messenger RNA of Opisthorchis viverrini, 573 nucleotides long. RefSeq lists its product as hypothetical. The annotation marks the transcript as partial. The record is from RefSeq and is a predicted model, not a curated record. The transcript is spliced from 3 exons. Lineage: Eukaryota; Metazoa; Platyhelminthes; Trematoda; Opisthorchiida; Opisthorchiidae.
AUGAGGGACUCAACUGAACCUCUCGUUUAUGAUAUUCUUCAACUGAAUAUGCUGUACAGAGGCCGCCUCACGUCUUGGUUGAAACUACACACAAGGUUGAUGAAAGCUCUUCGACAGCCCACGACAGGUUUCGCCCUUCUUGGGGCUCAUCAGGUAGGCGAAUUCCCCCUUACGUUCUACUUGAGCUCAAAUUUUCAAGCAAUACACUCAUUUGCAAUCUCGCAUAUCGUGCCAACUGAAACAUGCCUGUGUGCAGCACAUUCAGCUGUAAAAUAUCAUAAACGGGAGAUUCAACUGAGUAGAAGGGCCACUUGGAUGUCGGUGAACAGACGUAACACGCUACUUCAAAGGUUACCCAAAAAUCCUGCAGCCCAUGGUCGAUUUCGCCCUUCUUGGGGCUCAUCGGGUAGGCGCAGUCUUGGAGCUUCUGUGAACGGUAUGUUCCACUUGAAACAAAAUUGGACAUGUUUUGACAAAUACUCUCAUGUGAAUACGAAUUUAAUUUGGACAGGGCACUCAAAUGAAGCCAGGUGCAUCUCUCGGUUGCGACGCUCGAAGAGUUUCAAGCAAACU